GUCUCUUUCAUCGGGAAACAGACUUCCUUUUAGCCUUUUUCCUUACGUUCUUGCUAUCUCCUAGAGUGGAAAUCAGAGAGACCCGUGGACUUUUCCAGCCGGGAUUGCAGGAGGCCGGGAGACUGAAUCUGUUGUUAAAUUCCCCUUUGGAAGCUUAGUCUCAUUGGUGUCCUGCUCAGCGCAAUGGAACCUGCCUUUGGGGAAGUGAACCAGCUCGGAGGGGUUUUUGUGAAUGGCAGACCCUUGCCCAAUGCCAUCCGGCUCCGGAUUGUGGAAUUGGCCCAACUGGGCAUCAGACCCUGUGACAUCAGCCGACAACUGCGGGUUUCCCAUGGCUGUGUGAGCAAAAUCCUGGCGCGCUACAAUGAGACUGGCUCCAUCCUACCAGGGGCGAUCGGAGGCAGCAAGCCUCGGGUAACCACCCCCACGGUGGUGAAACAUAUCCGGACCUACAAACAAAGAGAUCCGGGCAUCUUUGCCUGGGAGAUCCGAGACCGACUGCUGGCGGAUGGCGUGUGUGACAAGUACAAUGUGCCUUCGGUCAGCUCCAUCAGCCGGAUCCUCCGGAACAAAAUUGGAAAUCUCUCUCAGCAGGGUCACUACGAAUCUUACAAACAGCAUCAACCCCCUCCACAGCCUGCUCUGCCUUACAACCACAUAUACUCCUAUCCCAGCCCCAUCACUGCUGCGGGAGCCAAAGUGCCAACCCCGCCGGGAGUGCCAGCAAUCCCCAGCACCAUGGCUAUGCCUAGGACCUGGCCCUCUUCCCAUUCGGUCACGGAUAUCCUGGGGAUCAGGUCCAUAACAGAUCAAGUGAGUGACAGCUCGCCCUAUCACAGCCCCAAAGUGGAAGAAUGGAGCAGCUUGAGCAGAAAUAGCUUCCCCCCUUCAGCCCAGCAUGCUGUGAAUGGACUCGAGAAGAGCUCCCUGGAGCAGGAGGCCAAGUACAGCCAGGCACCAAAUGGUCUUCCAACUGUCAGUGGUUUUGUCUCAGCACCAACUAUGGCGCCUUACCCUACACCAGCCCAGGUGUCACCUUACAUGACAUACAGUGCUGCCCCUUCUGGUUAUGUGACAGGCCAUGGUUGGCAGCAUGCUGGAGGCACUCCGCUCUCCCCUCACAACUGUGAUAUUCCUGCGUCGCUGGCAUUCAAGGGCAUGCAGACAGCCCGAGAAGGUAGUCACUCCGUCACAGCCUCUGUUCUCUGAUAUGAAAUUCAUUCUAGAACAACUCAACCUUUUUCCUCCCCUCCCUGGCUCAGAGACUGAUCUUUUGUGUUGGUGACAUUUACAGAUUUCUCCCCCUGACCUUUCUCCCACAAAAUUUUUGGAUUGAACUAGCCAAAACAACUUAAGAAACUGAUCCAUGGGUU
Molecule: messenger RNA, 1373 nt
Organism: Trachemys scripta elegans
Lineage: Eukaryota; Metazoa; Chordata; Testudines; Emydidae
Gene: PAX9
Product: paired box 9
Exons: 4
Coding region: 184-1209 (341 amino acids)
Biological process (GO): anatomical structure development; regulation of transcription by RNA polymerase II
Molecular function (GO): RNA polymerase II cis-regulatory region sequence-specific DNA binding; DNA-binding transcription factor activity, RNA polymerase II-specific
Source: RefSeq, a predicted model, not a curated record